This is a messenger RNA of Oryzias melastigma (Indian medaka), 2692 nucleotides long. It is a transcript of the gene hhex, whose product is annotated as hematopoietically expressed homeobox. Bases 150 to 1007 code for a protein of 285 amino acids. Gene Ontology annotation, molecular function: DNA-binding transcription factor activity, RNA polymerase II-specific; RNA polymerase II cis-regulatory region sequence-specific DNA binding. The transcript is spliced from 4 exons. NCBI's taxonomy places the organism in Eukaryota, Metazoa, Chordata, Actinopteri, Beloniformes, Adrianichthyidae. The record is from RefSeq and is a predicted model, not a curated record. Gene Ontology annotation, biological process: regulation of transcription by RNA polymerase II; cell differentiation.
UGGCGUUCAGAUAACAGCUGCAGCAGUUGGAGAGGCGGCCAACCCGCGCCGCUGCCUGAUGGACGCCAGCGCCGCGUAACGGUCCUCCGCGCGCUGCGACAGGAGGUCAGAGUUCACGCCGGCGGAGACCGGAGGAGCAGCCCGGCACCAUGAGCGUCCCGCUUUACGCGCCGACCCCCAUCCAGGCGCCCCAGCCGACUCCCUUCUACAUCGACGACAUCCUGGGGAGGACAGCCAGCAGCGCGCCCGUGUCCUCUCCCUCCUUCUCCACCUCCUCCUCGUCCUCCUCCUGCUCCGCUCCGCUCGUCCCCAUCCCCACGCUCCCGUCGCCCAACUCCUCCUUCACCAGCCUGGUCUCUCCGUAUCGGACGCCAAUUUACGAACCCACGCCCAUCCACCCGGCGCUGACGCACGCCGCCCUGACGGCCACGUACGCGUCGGCGGGAGCCUUCCCGGGCUCCGUGUACCCCUUCCACCCGCAGCACCCGCGCUCAGUGGGGGACUACGCGCAGGCGCUGCUGAGAAGCGACUCUCUGGGGAAGCCGCUGCUGUGGACGCCGUUCAUCCAGCGGCCUCUGCAUAAGAGGAAGGGCGGCCAGGUCCGCUUCUCCAACGACCAGACCGUGGAGCUGGAGAGGAAGUUCGAGACGCAGAAAUACCUGUCCCCCCCCGAGAGGAAACGUCUGGCUAAAAUGCUGCAGCUCAGCGAGAGACAGGUGAAAACCUGGUUCCAGAACCGCAGAGCGAAGUGGAGAAGACUGAAGCAGGAGAACCCUCAGGGGGGGAAGAGGGAGUUGGAGGACUGUGUCUCCGGGAAGAGUCUGAAAGCAGACCAGGCGAUGGAGCCGGUGGGGGUCCAGAGCCUGGAGCAGAGGCAGCAGGCUGGCCUGGUCUGCCAGGCGGGGGGGCAGCAGCCCCACACAGACCCGGACUCGGAGCUGUCAGAGGACUCAGACCAGGAGCUGGACAUUGAGGAUGAUGACGGCGAGCUGAAGCUAGAUGUCUGAAUACCUCCACGGCAGCUCGUUUGACCCCUGACGGAGAGCGGGAAGAACCGUUUUUCUCCUUUCCCUCAGCUUUGGAAGGGUGGAUGGAGGAAGCCGUCAGAGACAACGUUCACGGCUGGACUGUGUGAAUGUUGAAGGUUCAUCUCUGUUCUCUAACUGCUGUUUUCUGGGUUAGAAAUGCUCUUAAAUCUAAAAACUUUGAUAUAAUAUGGGGUUGAGUUAAUCAAUCAGUGUAACAUUCAAUUUAAAGUUUUUUUGUGAGUUUUUGUGUUGAUGAAACGUCAGGAAAAUGUUGUUGUUGCUCAAACUUUAGCAAAAAAGAAAAAAAAAAUAUAAAGAGACACUAAGAUUAAUUUGAAUAAUCAAACUUAUAACUAAAAAAAGGGUUUUCAGUUUGCAAAGAAAAUCUUUAACACAUCAGAGUUCACAAAAGACAGGAAAGUCUGUGUUCAUCUUCCUCUUUGUCUCCUUCACAGUGAUUCAUGGUUUGUUAUGAAUGAAUCCUAAAGCAGACUGAACAGCAUUAACCCUUUAACACCUGAGGCAGCGUCGGUGACGCUUAGACAAAAUCUUUAACUUUUCAACCGUUAACACGAUCAUUCCAGUAGAUUCUGAACAAGCCGCUUUUCUCCUUCACAAUCUACUGGAAUGAUCGUGUGAAUUAUCAUGUUUACAGUUGAGAAGUUACAGUAAAUCAGAGAACAUAAACACUGGAACUCCAGUUUUUCAAAUGGUUCUAAAUAAAUGUUUAAAUUUACUGUAAUUAAAGGACUUUCUGGAUAAAUAAUUCAAGUCUUUGCAGCUUUGAUUCUAAUUUAUUGAUCCAGCAUUUUGUCAAACCUGCUGUGCUCAAAAGAAACAGAGAACACUCAGAAAUGUACUUUUAUACAUAAUAUUAAUAACAGCAAUUCAUAUAAUUUUACAAAAUUAUUCUGUAUUUUAAUAAAAAAAAGAGCCAAAGAGGAACGAAGUAGUUCAUAAAAUGAGUCUAUCAGAAGCUAAAACAUCGAUUCGUUCAGAAAAAAUGUCCUGUUCUCCAAAAGAAUGCUCUCAUAGACAUCAUCAGAAAGGGUUAGGUUAUAACAGCAGAGCUCGCUAGCUGGCAGAAGAGCAUACUAGCAUGCUACUGUGGAGCUCACUAGCAUGGAACGGAUGAGCUCGCUAGCAUGCUGCAGAAGAGCUCGCUAGCAUGCCACAGUGGAGCUUGUUAGCAUGCUAUGAUGUCAACUGGGCCGCUGGAUAGUGUAGCGAGCCUACUCACUCUGUGUCCACUUAAGCCAAUGUGGGCCAACACAGAUGGUUCCAACACAGAAACUGUGGAUAAACCCAUUUGGGGUCCACAUUUUCUGCUCUCAUUUGAACCACAUGGGCCCACUUGGCUUUGCUGGCUGAGAGAGAAUGCUCUCUUCUGAGAUUAUCAGUGUGGUUUGGAUCAGCAGGAACAGUUUAAACUCAAAAGCCUCAUUACCAACUAGCUGAGUGAAAGUUUUAUUUUCAGUCUUUGUUUUGUAUUAAUUGCUUGUUUGCUUUUUUCUUAUACUGGUUUAAAUGUAAAAUUCCCUUUUCAACCAGUAUAAGAAGAAAACAAACAAGUAUAUCAAAAACAAAAACAAUCAGACUGAAAGGUUGAGCUUGUACACCAAAAUACAUGAUUUUUCUAUUAAACUUCUUACUGUCUAUCCUGA